Messenger RNA from Propithecus coquereli (Coquerel's sifaka), 1600 nucleotides. RefSeq names its product coiled-coil domain containing 90B (gene CCDC90B). Lineage: Eukaryota; Metazoa; Chordata; Mammalia; Primates; Indriidae. The coding region runs from base 387 to 1157 and encodes 256 amino acids. The transcript is spliced from 9 exons. The record is from RefSeq and is a predicted model, not a curated record. Gene Ontology annotation, cellular component: mitochondrion.
CUCCGUCUCCCACCGACCUGAGCGCACCACGGCCGCUUGCUAAGUCACAGGAAUCUGCUGUUGGACUCAUUGCCAGGAAAUGGGCCCCGGAAGGUUCUCCGACAAGAUCCCGCUGUCUUAAGGCGGUAACGGUGUUCACAGGUCGGGAAGGGGCGGUGGGAGAAGCGGAGAAACUCUGAGCCAUGCUAGUGAACUGUGGGCCAGUCUGUGAAGAGGCCCAGCUCUGCGGGGCCGCGGUUCGCGCCUGAGCUGGAAGUUUGGCUUGUGACAGAUCGAAAACUACAUUUCCCAGCAUUCUUGAGGCGCCAGAACUACCUUUCCCGAAAGCCUGAGCGAGAUUCAGCCCGACUUCCGCCUCCUCCCGCCAACCGGAAAACUGUGAGACUAUGAGGAGUUGGUGGGCUUGGCGGCUCUUGAUUUCUAAAAGCAGCGGGAGCUGCUGCGUUUCAACUCCCCGGGAGCAUUUCUCGCCGGUCCUGCGGAGAGAUUUCUUCACCACCACAACCAAGGAAGGAUAUGAUAGGAGGCCAGUGGACAUAACUCCUUUAGAACAAAGGAAAUUAACUUUUGAUACCCAUGCAUUGGUGCAAGACUUGGAAACUCAUGGAUUUGACAAAACACAAGCAGAAACAAUUGUAUCAGCAUUAACCACUUUAUCAAAUGUCACCCUGGAUACUAUCUAUAAGGAGAUGGUCACUCAAGCUCAACAGGAAAUAACAGUACAACAGCUAAUGGCUCAUUUGGACUCCAUCAGGAAAGACAUGGUCAUCCUAGAGAAAAGUGAAUUUGCAAAUCUGAGAGCAGAGAAUGAGAAAAUGAAAAUUGAAUUAGACCACGUCAAGCAACAAUUAAUACAUGAAACCAGUAGAAUCAGAGCAGAUAAUAAACUGGACAUCAAUCUAGAAAGGAGCAGAGUAACAGAUAUGUUUACAGAUCAAGAAAAGCAACUUAUGGAAGCAACCACAGAAUUUACAAAAAAGGAUACCCAAACCAAAAGUGUUAUUUCAGAGACCAGUAAUAAAAUUGACACUGAAAUUGCUUUCUUAAAAACACUGAUGGAGUCUAACAAACUUGAGACAAUUCGUUAUCUUGCAGCCUCAGUGUUUGCUUGCCUGGCAAUAGCAUUGGGAUUUUAUAGAUUCUGGAAGUACUAUUAAUGCUUCUACUACUGCUGCUAUUGUCUUCUUAGAAUACUAAAUCAGCAUAGAUUUAUUUUGAACAUUGUCAGUUGCAGCAGAAACUUACUACAAGAUUAUUCAAAGUAUACAUGGACUAAAGAGAAGUGUUUUAGAAUGGGAAGAGAUAUUUUGUCUUUAUUUUGUAUGUGUGUCUUUAUUUUAUUAUAUUGGAAAGCUACCAUUCAAAACCUGAUUUAUUUGAGAUAGAAAGGCAAUUUGUUCUUAUCCUAUUGAUGGUUCAUAGAAACUGAACCAGAGUUUUCUUAUGUUUGCUUGAACUGUGUAAAUUGUAUAGGAUUUUGUUGGUAUCUGCUCAAAAUCUGAAAACUGUUGCCUAUCCUAAAUACUAAUUACUGGAUUUAACUUUCUUGAUAACUAUUGCAUAAUUACAUUUUUAUAUAAAAUAAAAAAUUAUUAUAACA